Molecule: messenger RNA, 1500 nt
Organism: Aspergillus nidulans FGSC A4
Lineage: Eukaryota; Fungi; Ascomycota; Eurotiomycetes; Eurotiales; Aspergillaceae
Product: tRNA (guanine-N2-)-methyltransferase
Exons: 4
Coding region: 1-1500 (499 amino acids)
Biological process (GO): tRNA processing; tRNA methylation
Cellular component (GO): tRNA (m2G10) methyltransferase complex; tRNA methyltransferase complex; cytoplasm
Molecular function (GO): methyltransferase activity; tRNA (guanine(10)-N2)-methyltransferase activity; nucleic acid binding
Source: RefSeq, a predicted model, not a curated record
AUGGAGUACCUUAUCCGCUUCGCUCAAACCCAUGAAACCUUCCGACAACCGGAACUUCAGGCACUGGCCAACUUACACAAUAUUGAACUUGAAAUCCUUCAUUAUGACCAGAUAUCUCCGUACUGCAUCGUCCGGCUUGCAAAUGAAGAAACUGCGCGUAUUCUCAUUUCUCGCAGCAUUCUAGCAAGGGACAUCUUCGAGCUCUGGGGCCACGGUACUACCUAUGAGGCCCUGCAUGCCGACGUCCGCAGGCGGACGCAGCACCUCUGGAAGCAAUACAAGCAAGCAUCCUUCAAAUUUAACGUGGAAAGCUUCGCCGGCAAGCGUAGCUCGGCCCAAAAGACAGAGAUCAUCCAGUCGUUCUCGUAUUUGGGCUUUGAGGGUCCCAUCUCAAUGAAAAAUGCUGAGGAAGACUUUUGGGUCAUGGAGCAGUACUACGAUCGCACGCAUAACCCUACCGCUGCUACUGGUAUGUCGCAGCAUCCACUGCCGUCCAAGCUGGAUUCGGCUCCUGUGAACAUUUACCUGGCGCGCAAGCUUGCGGAGAGUAGUCGUGAGGUAGUGAAUAAGUAUGAUUUAAAGAAGCGACGCUAUAUCAGUACCACAUCUAUGGAUGCGGAGCUGAGCCUGAUUACUGCCAAUAUGGCUAAUGCGGCGCCGGGAAAAUUAUUCUAUGAUCCCUUCGUCGGUACGGGCAGUUUCUGUGUUGCAGCGGCGCAUUUCGGAGCAAUCACGUUAGGCUCUGAUAUUGAUGGACGGAGCUUCCGUGGGAAGGAGAUGCAUAAGUGGAAGAUGACGGGAGUACAGUUGAACUUCCAGCAGUACGGUAUCAGCAGCAAAUUUGGCGAUUGUUUCACUUCAGACUUGACCAAUACGCCGUUAUUGGGCAAGCAGUUUCUAGAUGGGAUUGUCUGCGAUCCACCUUAUGGUGUUCGUGAGGGUCUACGGGUACUUGGAUCGAGGGAUACUAGCCGUCGUAAGGAGGAGCUCAUUAUCGACGGGGUUCCUGCGCAUCGUCGACCCGGCUACAUCCCGCCGAAGAAACCCUACGGCUUCGAAGCCAUGAUGAACGAUAUCCUCAUUUUUGCAGCACGUACUCUCGUCACCGGUGGGCGUUUAUGCAUGUGGAUGCCAACAUCCGGCGAGGAAGAAGCAGAACUCUCUGUCCCGAUGCAGGAAAAUCUCGAAGUUCUUAGCAUUUCCGUGCAGCCGUUCAACAACUGGUCACGACGUCUUAUCACAUACCGGAGACUCCCUGAGGGCGUAUUGUCCGACGUAUCAUCGGGGCGGCGGAAGGAUGAUGCCGCUGGUGUGUCGGCCGAUGAUCUGAAUGCUUUCAGGAGAAUUGUAUGUCCACUGUUUCCCACUCUUACUUCUCCAUUAGGGGCACGUCCUAACCUUUCGAAAGUACUUCAUGAAAAAUCCCAAAAGCUCAAGUCCGGCUUCCCAAUGACAUGCACUAUAUACAUAGCUUACUCAAUAAACACCCAAUAUCUGUAA